Molecule: messenger RNA, 648 nt
Organism: Cyprinus carpio (common carp)
Lineage: Eukaryota; Metazoa; Chordata; Actinopteri; Cypriniformes; Cyprinidae
Product: SLAM family member 9-like
Exons: 3
Coding region: 1-648 (215 amino acids)
Source: RefSeq, a predicted model, not a curated record
AUGGAGGGAGAUUCAUUCACUUUACACACUGAUGUUACUGAUAUACAUAAAAAUGAUGACAUACUGUGGAAAUUUGGAACCAUAAACUGUGUCAUUGCUGAAAUGAACAGAGAAGCUGUCUCCACAUAUGAUGGUCCUGAUGAGAGAUUCAGAGACAGACUGAAGUUGGAUCAUCAGACUGGAUCUCUGAUCAUCACAAACAUCAGAACUCGACAUGCUGGACUCUAUCAAUUAGAAAUGAUUGGAGUGAAACUGUCAUCAAGGAAAUUCUGUGUUGCUGUCUAUGCUCGUCUGUCUGUUCCUGUCAUCAGCAGAAACUUUUCACAAUGUUCAUCAUCAUCAUCAUCUUCAUCAUCAUCAUCAUCUUCACCACAGCAGAAUUGUUCAUUGGUGUGUUCAGUGGUGAAUGUGGGUCAUGUGACUCUCUCCUGGUACAAAGGAAACAGUUUAUUGUCCAGCAUCAGUGUGUCUGAUCUCAGCAUCAGUCUCUCUCUACCUCUGGAGGUGGAAUAUCAGGAUAAAAACAGCUACAGCUGUGUGAUCGACAAUCCCAUCAGCAACCAGACCACACAUCUGGACAUCACUCAACUCUGUCACACAUGUUCAGUCCAUGUCCAUUGUUGUGGUUCUAUUGAAGUUGUGGUCUGA